Coprinopsis cinerea okayama7#130 is the source of this 880-nucleotide messenger RNA. Its product is annotated as methylene-fatty-acyl-phospholipid synthase. The record is from RefSeq and is a predicted model, not a curated record. Lineage: Eukaryota; Fungi; Basidiomycota; Agaricomycetes; Agaricales; Psathyrellaceae. Bases 49 to 669 code for a protein of 206 amino acids. Gene Ontology annotation, molecular function: S-adenosylmethionine-dependent methyltransferase activity. Gene Ontology annotation, biological process: phosphatidylcholine biosynthetic process. The transcript has 5 exons.
GCUCGUUUUUCUUCUCUGUCCAGUUUCCUCUAGACUUUCAUAGAAUAAAUGACUUCUCUCGAUUUUAACGGCCUCAUCGACCUCGACAAGGCGUCGCUCACCUUGUCCCUGCUGUCGAUCACGUUCAAUCCCACAGCAUGGAACAUCGUCGCACGAAAUGAAUACCACAACAAGACUAUUACGCGCUUGUUUGGCGGUAACAGGAAGGCUGGAUGCUACUUUUUGGCCGUCAUGAUCUUCUCGUUUGGCAUCCUUCGGGACUACCUGUACCAUGAGGCCUUGAAGGAGCAGCCCAAGGUCGCGUUGAUCCCCUACGAGUACGCCAGCAAGAUCGCCGUCGUCCUCUUCGGCUUGGGCCAGCUCUUUGUUAUCACUUCGACCUGGCAGCUCGGAAUCACUGGCACCUUCCUGGGCGACUACUUUGGAAUCUUGAUGGACCACCGUGUUGAGGGAUUCCCUUUCAACAUCCUCAACGACCCCAUGUAUGUCGGAAGCACCAUGAGCUUCAUCGCUACCGCUCUCUGGACCGAGCGCCCCGCCGGCCUCUUCAUCAGCGCCUACGUCUACAUCGUCUACCGCAUCGCGCUCCUCUUCGAAGGCCCAUUUACCGACAUGAUCUACUCCAACCGCGCCGCCGAGCAAAAGAAGGCCGAGGGCAAGUCGUCUUAAAGACCCAACUUGGCGGCCUAGUGCGACCUUCAACGGUCCGACUUUCUCAUCCUUCGCACAACAACACACUACAUAUACUACCUACAACCCCAACACGUAUUCACUGGCGACUCCACUCGCGGUUGACGAAGGACACUCCCGGGUACGCGCUUUGUGUUGCAGAUGCAUGUCCAGUAAAAUGGGACAUGUGUUUGUGGGCAUUGGUGCGCCC